CUCCAUCAGUAAUUCUCAUAAAUAAUCCAUCAAUCGAAGAAAAUAAAAUGUGUUUUCACUUUUUUUUCACUUUUUUUUUCACUUUUUUUCUCUCGGUCUCAGGUGCUGUGCAAUUUUAUGGCGCGCCAAAAUUUGUGUUAUUGUAUUUAUAUUGGGAGAAAAUUCGCAAUGAGUGAUUGGCAAAUUAGUAUUUAUGUUGAAAUUUACAGGAAAAUGAUAAGGAAUGAGGCAAAUAAUUUGAAAUAAUAUUAUUUAUGUAUUCUUCAUGGGUAGAUUAUCGUUUUUAUGGUACUCCACAGGUCUUUUCGGUAGCAGAAUGGCGAAUAUUUUCGUAUGAAUACGUAUUCCCUCUAGUGAAUAUUGACAAACCCCCGAGUAUUUCACUCGUGGUUGAAAGUGGCUCAAAUGAUAUUGCCUCCAAGAUUUAAAACAUGAUUUUCCCGCGUAUUUUGUGACGAAAAUCCAGAAGCAUAUGGCGACAUGAAAUUUAUUCCUCCGAGAAAUCUUGAAAACACAAAGAAGUGGAAGUACUAUUACUCCGAAUUGAAAUGAUAAAAAGUUAUUUGAAAGUAUAUUAUAUCAUAUAAUUAUUAUUACUCGACGCUGUAUCUUUUCUUCGAUUUCAUAUUGAAUAGAAAUGUUGUUGUUUAAGAUUUAUGGGUUUCGUUAAUGACGGAAAACCCACCAAAAGCAAAUGCGACGGAACCUUGGAAAGUGUUAAGACAUUAAAAAGAACAACACGCUUUACAAACUGUUUGGUAUUUUAUCUAUCUGUUUUUAUCGGAUCAUCAAGAUGUACAUAGCAGGUAUAAAAAUACGGAAUGCUCUAUGAGAGUUCCAGUAUUUUAACGAAUACACAGCGUGACGCACUGUUCGACAAGAUGAUUUUUCUAUUUCUAUCGAUUAUUUCUAUAUUUUCUAGUAUUUCGUUGUCAUCAUGUGAAGAAUAUCCAGAUUUAGGGCAUAAUCUACAGGGGAACCCUUGGAAAUGCAGUAGUACUUCCAUGAUAAUGCUCUGCAGCCGUCCAGAUUUAGCUAGCUUUUGUAAGGUCUCGGAUUAUUGUACUUUUGGGAAGCAACAAGAACACAUUGCGGGCAUCGUUCAUGAUUCAAAUGGUGAUAAUGAGGAUACUAAAGUCCUCUUGGACUCAUCUGGGGACUUUUCCAAAGUGGCAAUAAGUGGGGACGUGAAAAAGCCUCCAGGAUUCCUAAGUACCAAUGUGUUUGGGACCGUAACAUAUGACCCACCACUGAAGGACAAAAAAAAUAAUAGAGUUUUUGGUAGAGUAGCUUGGUACCCGUCUGCAAAUUCGGAUAAUGAAUUUCCAUAUGGCAAGAUGGUCUAUGACCCAAAUGAGUAACUCUCAGAUUCUCGAUGUAAAAAGGACGCAUGGAAAUACAAUACAAGAAAAAUUAUUGUACCACC
Fopius arisanus is the source of this 1426-nucleotide messenger RNA. RefSeq lists its product as uncharacterized. The transcript is spliced from 3 exons. NCBI's taxonomy places the organism in Eukaryota, Metazoa, Arthropoda, Insecta, Hymenoptera, Braconidae. The coding region runs from base 822 to 1361 and encodes 179 amino acids. The record is from RefSeq and is a predicted model, not a curated record.